Molecule: messenger RNA, 640 nt
Organism: Diuraphis noxia (Russian wheat aphid)
Lineage: Eukaryota; Metazoa; Arthropoda; Insecta; Hemiptera; Aphididae
Product: receptor expression-enhancing protein 5-like
Source: RefSeq, a predicted model, not a curated record
ACGUAAGAGACGAGCUGACUUCGCUGUAAGAUUUUUCACUCCCAGAAAUUUAACGCCAAACCAGCUUCAACUGUGGUUAAAGCCGUCAACAAAGGUUUCAAGAGAGGAGGGACAUAGCAUGGCACUCAUAAACGUCUAUAACACGAUCGACUCGGCGUUGCAGGACAGGACCCGAUCGUGGACGGCGCCAUUCGUGUGGCUCGAGGGUCGGACCGGUAUCAGCCAUGUGAAACUGUUCUUGGGCUGCAUGUUGACCGCUUUAGCGUUCGUCAUCGCAUCAGGCCGAAUGGUUAUGCUGGUCAGCAACCUGCUGGGGUUCGCGUAUCCCAUGUACGCCACCAUCGAACUCAUGAUGCGGGACGACAUUCGUGGUGAGACACCAUCUCCACCGGUGCCCGCCGAACAGCACGGACGUGGUGCACCCGUUUCGCCGGCCACCCGGUGGCUCACGUACUGGAUAACGUUUGCGGCCGUGCUCAUCGUGCAGCAACUGUGCGGUGACGUGUUGCAGAUCAUACCGUUUUACUUCCUCGCCAAGAUUGUGUUUUUCGCGUGGUGCGCGUUGCCAAUGGAAGCCAACGGCGCCACGUUCGUGCACAGAUUCAUCGUGCGUGAUUAUUUAAAGCAAUUUUUCAUCUGA